AAGGAGCGCUGCGGACCGCGUUGGGGCCGGUACUCGUUGAGCGAGAGAGAGAUAGAGCGAGAUAGAGCGGGGUAGAGAGAGAGAGAGAGAGAGAGAGAGAGAGAGAGUGUGUGUGUGUGUGAGAAAGAGAGAGAGAGAGAAAGAGAGAGAGAGGGAUGCUGUGUUCUUCUUGGAGUCUCCCUUCAACAUGAAAUCUCCUGUGUAAACUUCUCCUCAUUUCACUCUGACACUUCUCUACGCCUCCUGAAGAACAAUGCCAGAGCAGAGCAACGACUACCGCGUGGUGGUGUUCGGUGCAGGGGGAGUGGGCAAGAGCUCCCUGGUGCUGCGCUUCGUGAAGGGGACCUUCCGCGAGAGCUACAUCCCCACCAUCGAGGACACCUACCGGCAGGUGAUCAGCUGCGACAAGAGCAUCUGCACCCUGCAGAUCACGGACACCACGGGCAGCCACCAGUUCCCUGCCAUGCAGCGCCUCUCCAUCUCCAAGGGCCACGCCUUCAUCCUGGUCUACUCCAUCUCCAGCCGGCAGUCCCUGGAGGAGCUCAAGCCCAUCUUCGAGCAGAUCUGCCAGAUUAAGGGCGACGUGGAGAGCAUUCCCAUCAUGCUGGUAGGCAACAAGUGCGACGAGGCCCAGAACCGAGAGGUGGAGACCAGUGACGGCGAGGCCAUGUCCAAGAAGUGGAAGUGUGCCUUCAUGGAGACGUCAGCCAAGACCAACUACAACGUCAAGGAGCUCUUCCAGGAGCUGCUGAACCUAGAGAAGCGCAGGACUGUCAGCCUCCAGAUCGACGGCAAGAAGAAUAAGCAGCAGAAGCGGGCGGAGAAGCUGAAGGGCAAGUGCGUGGUGAUGUGAGGCGACGGGGCAGCUCUCUGGCAUGUGGGUCUUUGAUUCUCUCCAGAGGCUGUGCAUCGUGGGGGAAACACAUCAAAACAUACACUUACUUACCGGGGGAGGUUUGCACCCAACACCUGGAGGUGAAGGGGAGGCUAAGGACUCAGAUCACUGUUUUAAUGUUAAACACACAGUAGAAACAAACAAAUAAUGUUGAAACAAAUGCAUAAUAAAUCCUCCGGUGACUCAAACACAGCAUCAGUAGUCUCAGCUUUCAUGCGGAAGGAAUGGAUAAGCAGCGAGUCUGCAUAAGUGCAACAUUUAUACAUUAGUUGCCAGUGCUUGAAGCGUCAAACCAGGCAUUCUGUGCUGCAGUAAAAAAUGAACAUGAAUGGUGCAUGAGCCCUAUGGCACCCACUCACUCAUUAAAGACUACAUUUUUUACUCUAAAUUAAAUGAUGAAAGCCUCAAAGAGUUGCAUUUCGAUUAAAAUGGUAAAAUGUCGUACUCCAUCUCCAUCUCCAAUUUCAUGUAGGAAUAAAUGAAAAUUCACCUCCAAAAACAAUUCUAUACAUGAAGCAAUACUUCUGAAUGUUUAUGCUAGCUCCUGAAAGAGUUGAAAUGUGUCUCUGUUGGACAGGGUUGCAAACAUUACAUUUACAUUUGCAUUUAAAAACAGUGUUUUGGUACGUUGUCUUUUGCAUUACAAGGACAAUGUUUGUUAAUUGUUUUUCUUCUGUUCAUUAUAUCAGUUUCAUCAAAAUUGUAGUAUUAGACACAUUACUGACACAUUUACAUGACAUAUACUCUAUGCUUAUUCAUAAGGACAUUUUUUGUAUAAUACAAACGUGUCGUAACGUAUGUCUAAUAUCAUGGAUGAGUCAGCUGCAUAGAAAAAUGAGAAACUGCUGUUAAUGUUAUCCUAGAGGAUUGUACAUUUUUGCUGGUCCCCUGUUCACUUGGCUCCCGCAUGACCCACUGCAGAAGAUUUAUGUGUGCAGACCUCAUAGCCAUAGCUAGUAUUCUACUCAGAAUGAGCUUAUGGAGACAUUUUCUUGUUGAAGUUCUUCAGCAAGGGAUUCUUAUAAAGCUGUAGCACUGUGUGAUUUAUUUAUGGUACUUCCAGCAGACCGGUCGUCAUUGCGAGUGGGUCACUUUCAAUUCAGUUUAUUACCACUCUAUUUCCCAGAAUGUUUAUGACUGUGUAUAUUUUGUACUGAGCACCCUAAAUAGGGAAUCUAUUUGGAAAUAUGUAUUAUUUAUCUAUUUAUGUAAUAACUAAGAAAAAUAACUCUAGGAGAUAAAUAAUUCUAAGAGAAAUAACUAUGAAUCAGGGAACUUGUGCCCUGAAGUAAACAUUAAAUACGUAACGUCUUAAAAGCAAAACAACUUCAUGAAAUGAAGGGGAAAAGUUCUAAUUUUAGCCUUAAUAAUAGCCUUCAAUAUUUAACUUGUUUCUCCCCAGGGAUUUACAUAAACAAGUAUUAUGUUGCUCUGUGUUUAACACCAGUAAUGUUUACAAAGGUCAGUACUUUCAACCAUUCUCAACGCUGGAAGGAGUUUGUUGGUGACACAACAGCAGGUGUGCUCUAGCAAAAUGUCUGAAAUACUCGACCAAGGCACUACACACAAAGCACACAAUACACAAAAUCUGUGUUUAAAUCUUUCGAGAAUGUAUAAAUGUAAGAUGAACGUACAUUUUACUUAAAAAAAUGCUUCCAUUCAUUCACGUUCUGCGUACUUAGAACAUGUUCUUGUUUCACUUAAAACAUUUUUAAUGAACCUCAUCUUGUUUACUACACAAGUUUUUAAUUUUAUCACUAUAUCUUAGAAAUGUUAACAAUCUUUUAAGUGUAUUUUCUCAGUAUCAUAAUAAUAGAUCUGUAUUAUACUUAUAGUUAUAGCAUUAUAUAGUUGUAGUUAAGCAUUCAGAAAGAUUAAAGUUCAGAGGAGCAAAAUAGCCUGUGUAUGUAUUACUUAUUUUUUUACUUGAACUUUGUCCUGAUUUUACAGUCACCUUGUGUUGCUGCAUUGCCCAUUUGUAUAGGCAAUACCUUUAUAAUUUCUGAAACAAGGUAGUAUUGUAAGCUAACAUGACACUGUCAGAUGACAUGAAUAUGUUUUUAAAAUGCUGAAGCAUGUAAAUAAAACCAAUGUACAUGCAAGUACACAAGUUGAAAAUACAUGUAUACUGUGGAAUGCUUUCCUGCUAUCUGGAUUCAAUAUUAUACUACGAUAAAAUAGCAAGAGUGACAUAUUCUGCUUGGACUAGAAAAGGGCUCAAAGCCCAGCAUCAGAAACAAAUUUGUCUUUUGUUCAUUUUAAGAGCUAGGAUUCCUGAAAUGAUGUAUGUAUAAGGGUUUAUUUAAAUGCUUGUAUAGAAUCAUGCGUGCC
Messenger RNA from Scleropages formosus (Asian bonytongue), 3226 nucleotides. RefSeq names its product DIRAS family GTPase 2 (gene diras2). Gene Ontology annotation, biological process: signal transduction. Gene Ontology annotation, cellular component: membrane. The record is from RefSeq and is a predicted model, not a curated record. Gene Ontology annotation, molecular function: GTP binding; GTPase activity. Bases 254 to 853 code for a protein of 199 amino acids. The transcript is spliced from 2 exons. NCBI's taxonomy places the organism in Eukaryota, Metazoa, Chordata, Actinopteri, Osteoglossiformes, Osteoglossidae.